This is a messenger RNA of Hevea brasiliensis (rubber tree), 1916 nucleotides long. RefSeq names its product transcription factor MYC2. The transcript has a single exon. The coding region runs from base 371 to 1840 and encodes 489 amino acids. The record is from RefSeq and is a predicted model, not a curated record. Gene Ontology annotation, biological process: regulation of DNA-templated transcription. Gene Ontology annotation, cellular component: nucleus. NCBI's taxonomy places the organism in Eukaryota, Viridiplantae, Streptophyta, Magnoliopsida, Malpighiales, Euphorbiaceae. Gene Ontology annotation, molecular function: DNA-binding transcription factor activity; protein dimerization activity; transcription cis-regulatory region binding.
AAAGUGUUUAUUUAUUUAUUUUUUUUAAAUUGUGUUUCUGCCCCAGUCUAAUCAAUUGCUAGUAAUCCAACCAUCCGAUGUCAUUGAUUUUGGCAGGUCUAGUUUUCCAAUUUUCAUGCAACCAAAACAGAAAAUUUUCCUCUAUAAAUGCCUGUUCCUAUUUUUUUUUCUUAAUUUUCUUCUUGUCCUCAAACGUUGUACUGCGCUUGGCCUGACUCUAUCUCUACUCUUCAUCUCUCUUUCUUUUUCCGUACCAACGGGAAAGUCUAGUCCUCUCUUCUCUUUCUUUUUAUCUGGUUUCUUUUCUUUCUCUUUCGCAUCCAUUUCCCUCUUUCUGCCUCUUUGACACAAUCAGAAUUGAUCUCAAGCCAUGGAGAAACUCAUCAUAUCUCCAUCUUCUUCUUCUUCUUCGCUACUCCCUUCAUCACAAGAAACCCCAGCUACUAUCCAACAGAGGCUCCAAUUCAUGCUCCAAAGCCAGCCUGACUGGUGGGCCUAUGCCAUAUUCUGGCAAACAUCAAACGAUGAAACUGGCCGCGUCUUCCUCGCAUGGGGAGAUGGCCACUUCCAAGGCACCAGAGAUACAUCCCCAAAACUAACCACCGUCAACAGCCACCUCCAACACCGCAUUCCUACCUUCAACUUAGAGAGGAAAAGACCCGUGAAUGGAAUCCAAGCUCUCAUCGGUGAAUACCAUGACACAGAUGGGUCUAUGAUCGAUCACAGAGAUGCCACUGACGCUGAAUGGUUCUAUGUGAUGUCCCUCACUAGAUCUUUCUCGGCCGGAGAAGGUAUUCCUGGAAAGGCGCUUAGCACUGGUUCUUUGGUCUGGUUAACUGGUGGGCAGGAACUACAAUUCUACAACUGUGAAAGAGCCAAAGAGGCACGAAUGCAUGGCCUUGAAACCCUGGUUUGCAUACCUACGUGUAAUGGGGUUCUUGAAUUGGGCUCAUCUGAUAUGAUCAGAGAGAAUUGGGGCCUUGUUCAACAAGCCAAGUCUCUCUUUGGGUCAGAUCUCGCCGGUCUGAUGCCCAAAAAUUCCAAUCCAACCACAAUACCCAACCAGUUACUCGACAUGAACAUUUCUUUCGCUGAUAUAGGCAUAAUUGCAGGAAUACAAGGGGGAGAUGCAGCCCCUGAGGAGAAGUUCGCACAAGAAGAUGAGGCAAAGAAAGAGAGUGCUACAGCGGGCCUCUCAUACGUAGACUCGGAGCAUUCUGACUCAGACUGUCUUUUAGUUGCUGCUACGACUAUAGAGAAAAGAACCCCGAAGAAAAGAGGGAGAAAACCAGCGUUAGGCCGAGACACGCCAUUGAACCACGUAGAGGCGGAGCGGCAGCGGCGGGAGAAGCUCAACCACCGGUUCUACGCCCUGCGAGCUGUUGUUCCAAACGUUUCCAGAAUGGACAAAGCAUCACUGCUAUCUGAUGCUGCGUGCUAUAUAAACGAACUGAAGGCCAAAAUUGAUGAAUUGGAGUCACAGCUACAAAGAGAGAAAUCCAAAAGGGCGAAAUUGGAAGUGACUGAUAAUACAGAUAAUCAAAGCACAACCACUUCUGUAGAUCAAGCCGGGCCUAAUUCUGGUGGAACUGCAUUUGCACUUGAUAUUGAUGUUAAGAUUAUUGGUAAUGACGCCAUGAUUAGGGUUCAAUCUGAGAAUCUCAAUCAUCCAGGUGCUAGGUUAUUGUCUGCACUACGUGAUCUUGAAUUUCAAGUGCACCAUGCUAGUAUGUCCACUGUUAACGAUCUCAUGGUUCAAGAUGUGGUGGUUAAACUUCCUAAUGGAUUCAGAACUGAAGAGGGAUUGAAAUCCACACUCGUUAGAGUAUUAGAACAAUAAGAUUACUGCUGAUAAUUGCUUGUAAUGUAUACGUAAUGGUGGACGGUUUAUUUAAUUUCUUUGUUCUCCAUCUUAA